This is a messenger RNA of Gastrolobium bilobum, 468 nucleotides long. RefSeq names its product 14 kDa proline-rich protein DC2.15-like. The transcript has a single exon. Lineage: Eukaryota; Viridiplantae; Streptophyta; Magnoliopsida; Fabales; Fabaceae. The record is from RefSeq and is a predicted model, not a curated record. The coding region runs from base 1 to 468 and encodes 155 amino acids.
AUGGCUCCGAAAACUAGUUCUUCGCUUGCCAUUUUCCUCUUACUCAAUAUUCUCUUCUUUGCACAUGUCUCUGCACGCGUGAAGUGUCCCCCGAAACCACCAAGCCCGCAUAAGCCCAAGCCCCCGAGUCCACAUAAACCAAAGCCCCCGAGCCCGCAUAAACCAAAUCCCCCAAAACCACCAAAACCCGAUCCUUCAGUUUCAUCGUGCCCUCGUGACUCACUUAAACUAGGAGUAUGUUCGAGUGUGCUAGAUGGAAAGUUUAACUUCUCAACGGGAGCGCAAAAGACACCUUGCUGCUCUUUCUUCGAAGGACUAGCUUCUUUUGACGCUGCAGUCUGCCUCUGCACUGCCCUUAAAGCAAACGUUUGUGGCAUUAAUAUCAACAUUCCAGUCUCAUUUACCUUCCUUUUCAAUUUUUGCUCAAAGAAAGCCCCAAGCGAUUUCCUAUGUCUGCCUGACAAUUAA